Salvia hispanica is the source of this 3137-nucleotide messenger RNA. RefSeq names its product transcriptional corepressor LEUNIG_HOMOLOG-like. Gene Ontology annotation, molecular function: protein binding; transcription corepressor activity. The record is from RefSeq and is a predicted model, not a curated record. Lineage: Eukaryota; Viridiplantae; Streptophyta; Magnoliopsida; Lamiales; Lamiaceae.
AGAUCCCAACCGCUUUCCAGCUAAUUUUUUUCUUUCCCGUAGCCGAUUUUUUUUCUCUCAUCACUCUUUUAGUCAGCUAUGUUUCCUUCUUCGCACUGGACUUCAUGAACUAUAAAAUUUCUGUAAUCCUGCUAACUUUUUUGUGUUUUAUCUGAUUUUAGAAUCAUCUAGUGCUUUUGGAACGAGGUAUUAAAAUUUAAAUUGUUGUUGAGAAGCAUGAAAUUGAGAGGCGUACAAUUUUCGGAGUGUUUGAGUGAGCAAGGUGAAGCUUGAUUGACUGAUAUCGCGAUUGUUUUGAGAUUCGGAAUUCUGGUGAUUCGAGGGACUAGUUUUGAUGAGAUUGGAAGCGUCUGCGGUUUUGUGAAGUGAAUUCGGAAAUAAUUUGAAGUCGAGUUCUGAUCGGGAUCUUUCAUGGAUCGUAAUUGCUGGGUUUGAUCUCUCUAAUUUGUGUACUUGAUUAAGGUAUAUUCGAGGAGUCAAUUCUCCGAGGGAAUUAAAAUAAAAUCAUGGCUCAAAGUAACUGGGAAGCUGAUAAAAUGCUCGAUGUAUACAUUCAUGACUAUUUAUUGAAAAGAAAACUGCAUGAUUCUGCAAAAGCUUUCAUGACAGAAGGAAAAGUUGCUACAGAUCCCGUGGCUAUUGAUGCCCCAGGAGGAUUUCUUUUUGAAUGGUGGUCUGUUUUCUGGGACAUUUUCAUUGCAAGGACAAACGAGAAGCAUUCUGAACCAGCUGCAGCUUACAUAGAGACUCAACAAUUUAAACAAAGAGAGCAACAACAGCAGCUUCACAUGCAGCAGUUGCAACUCAUGCAGCAACGCACUGCCCAGUUACAGAGAAGGGAUCCUAAUCAUCAACCGCUUGGUGGUCCCAUGAAUUCUGAUGGGAUGAUGGGCCAGCCAUCUGCCAGUGUAUUGGCCAUGAAGAUGUAUGAAGAACGGAUGAAGCAUCCUCACCCCAUGGAUUCAGAGACAUCUCCAGGCCUCAUUGAGGCUAAUAGGAUGGCACUUCUUAAAUCAGCUUCUGGUCAGCAAGGGCAGUUGAUACAAGGCAACUCUGGGUGUAUGUCUGCAGCCUUGCAGCAAAUGCAAGGACGGCCUCAACUGGCUACUGACAAUAAAGGGGAAGUUAACUUGGGCGCAACACAAAAAUCUUUGCCUAUGGACCCAUCAUCAAUUUAUGGGCAGGUUCUCCAGUCAAAGUCUGGAUUGGGUGGUGCAGGAUUAAAUCAAGGAGUCACUGGUCUUCCACUGAAGGGUUGGCCUUUGACAGGAAUUGAUCAAUUACGGCCAAGUUUGGGUUUGCAAGUGCAAAAACCCAACCUGUCCACCCAAAACCAGUUCCUUUUGGCAUCACAACAGCAGCAAGCCCUUGCACAGGCCCAGGCACAGGGGAAUCUUGGAAAUUCGCCUAACUAUGGAUUUGGAGGAGUGCCAAGGGGAAAUUUUAAUGCCAAAGAUGGUCAACCUCCAAGAAAUGAUGGAUCUAUUUGCUCCCCUGUGCAGUCCAAUUCACCUAAGCUGAAAAUGGGCCAAAUGCAGCAGUCGUCCUCACAACAACAGGAUCAGUUGCAGCAGCAGCAGCAAUUGCAGCAGAAUAAUAGGAAAAGGAAACAACACUCUUCAUCUGGACCUGCCAAUAGCACAGGUACUGGAAAUACGGUAGGCCCCUCCCCAGGUUCACCACAAUCAACGCAUACACCCGGUGAUGGGAUGACCACAGCCAGCAGCCUGCACAAUGUUAAUAGUGUUUCAAAGAGUAUGAUGAUGUAUGGUGGAGAUGGAGCUGGUGGAAUCGCAUCAUCUACAAAUCAGCUUGAUGAUUUGGAGAAUUUUGGUGACGUUGGUUCCCUUGAAGAUAAUGUAGAAUCCUUCUUGUCUCAUGAUGGGGGCGAUGGUAAUAUGUAUGGCUCUUUAAAACAAAAUCUUACUGAGCAUAAAACAGAGACUUCUAAAGGUUUUUCAUUUGGAGAAGUUGGUUGCAUUCGAACAAGAAAUAAAGUAACUUGCUGCCAUUUUUCUUCGGAUGGGAAACUGUUGGCAAGUGCCGGGCACGACAAGAAGGCUGUUCUUUGGAAUAUGGAUACAUUACAAACAGAGAGCACCCCAGAAGAACACCAGUACUUAAUUACUGAUGUUCGCUUCCGGCCAAAUUCUACUCAACUUGCUACAGCUUCAUUUGACAAGUCCGUUAGAUUGUGGGAUGCGGCUAAUCCAAGCUAUUGUCUUCAAGCUUACACCGGGCAUAGUUCCCAUGUCAUGUCCCUCGACUUCCAUCCUAAGAAGAAUGAUCUUUUUUGUUUCUGUGAUAGUUCAAAUGAGAUACGUUAUUGGAGUAUUAACCCAUUCACCUGCACUCGCAUGUCGAAGCAAGUAGGAAGUGCACAAGUGAGGUUUCAACCUAUAACUGGACAUCUACUGGCAGCUGCUUCAGACAAGGUGGUUUCCAUCUUUGACGUGGAAAACGACAGGCAGACACAUUCAUUCCAGGGACAUUCUGGUGUUGUCAACUAUCUUUGCUGGGAUCUCAACGGUGAGCUGUUGGCUUCUGUCAGUGAGGACAGCAUUAAAGUUUGGUCAUUAGCCUCGGGAGAUUGCAUACAUGAGCUCAAUUCUAAUGGAAACCAAUUUCAUUCUUGUGUAUUCCAUCCAAGUUAUUCUGCUCUCUUGGUGAUUGGAGGACUACGGGCUUUGGAGUUGUGGAACAUGGUAGAGAACAAGAGCAUGACGGUUCCUGCACACGAGAAUAUAAUUGCUUCUCUGGCACAGUCACCUCUGACAGGAAUGGUUGCCUCAGCUAGCCAUGACAGUUCUGUUAAGCUGUGGAAAUAACACUGGAUGAUUUUCCUGUAGCAGACGAAGUCGUUGAUGGACUUUCUUGUGAGAUCCAUGGUCUCUCUGGGAAGUUUCUGCGUCAGUUAGUAUCAAUAUUGGAAUGCCACUUUUUACUUGAUAUACAUAUAUACACCGAGUUAGGGAAGCCGCGGGUCAUCCAGAUUGCUGCGGAGCUAUAAGCGGGAACGGGCAGAAUACAUUCAUCAAACAUCCUUCUCCACUCCAACUUAUUUAACUAGUAAAACCACUAACGAGUUUGUGCCAACUGCUGAAAAUGAAAAUGUGCAGGUCCUCUUGUUACUAUUA